Podospora anserina S mat+ is the source of this 1776-nucleotide messenger RNA. RefSeq lists its product as uncharacterized. Gene Ontology annotation, molecular function: transmembrane transporter activity. The transcript is spliced from 2 exons. The record is from RefSeq and is a predicted model, not a curated record. Lineage: Eukaryota; Fungi; Ascomycota; Sordariomycetes; Sordariales; Podosporaceae. Gene Ontology annotation, biological process: transmembrane transport. The coding region runs from base 1 to 1776 and encodes 591 amino acids.
AUGGCAUCGCUAGGCACCUCAGUCCUCAAACCACCUCUCACCUCCUCCACCCCCGCCUCCAGCCGUCCCGGCACCAGCAGCGCAAACCCCUCCGCCCCAGAACUCACCACCACCAUCGCGAUCCUCCCCUCCAAGCCCGACUUUCCCCCGUUUGAUCCCAAACCACCCAUGCAAAAUGACUUCAACCCCAAUCUUGAACCCCCACCCCCGUAUUCCAUCUUUUCUCCCCGUCAAAAACUCGUGGUUACCCUCCUCGUCUCUUUCGCUGCCAUGUUCUCCACGCUCUCCUCGUUCAUUUACUACCCCGCUCUUGUCCCUUUGUCGGAAUCGUUUGGGGUUUCGCUGGGGUUGAUCCAACUGACAAUUACCUCCUAUCUCAUCAUCGCCGGCAUAGCGCCGGCAUUCAUGGGCGACAUGGCUGAUCAGAGUGGACGAAGGCCGGUGUAUAUGCUCAUGUUCAGUCUCAUGAUAUCAGCCAACGUUGGGAUCUCGGUUGUGGAAAGGUGGGAGGGGUUGUUGGUUUUGAGGAUGGUGCAGAGUGCGGGAGGGAGUGGGCUUUACGGGGGCGGGUACGGGGUUAUUGCUGAUGUUGCGGUCGCCGAGGAGAGGGGGGGGUUUUACGGGGGCGGGUACGGGGUUAUUGCUGAUGUUGCGGUCGCCGAGGAGAGGGGGGGGUUGGUGGGGGUUUUGCUGUUGAUGACCGAUGUUGCUACCAGUCUCGGGCCGGUGGUUGGGGGUGGGUUGACCCAGGGGUUGGGGUGGAGGUGGAUUUUCUGGUUUUUGGUUAUCCUAACUGGAUCGUGGUUCCUUGUGAUUUUGAUAUUCUUGCCGGAGACGCAGAGGGGGGUGGUGGGUGAUGGAUCGAGGAGGGUGGAAGGGUGGGUUUAUCAGAGCUUUUGGAGUGUGUUUUACUUCAAGGAGAGGAAGGGGAAGAAAGGCCCGGAAGCGGUGGUUGUUGGGGAGAAGAUGGAGAGGGAGGGGGGAGAGGAGAGGAAGUUUAAGUUUCCGAAUCCGCUGGCUUGUUUGCCGGUGCUGGCGGAUAGGGGGUCGUUGGUGGUGAUUUUGAUUACGGCGAUCAACUAUGCUGUCAAGGCGGCGCUGCAGACGAGUUUGGAUGCUCAGGCCACGGAAAUUUAUGGUUUGAGUUAUCUGCAGGCUGGACUGGUGUAUUUACCUAGUGGGGUUGGUGGAGGGUUUGGGAGCUUUUUUGCUGGUGAGUUGCUUCUUUACUUGGUCAAGGGAGCGGCGCGGGCUAACGUGAUAACAGGAAGAUUUGUUGACUGGAAUUACAAGAGGACGGUCAAAAGAGGUGGAGAUGAUUUCGACAAGAACUCUCCCGGCUUUCCUCUCGAAAAGACCAGAUUAAAGGGCGUCUACACACUUCAUGCCAUCACUGUUUUGGGGAUCAUAGGAUAUGGUCUAGCGUUGAAGUUCAGGGCAGUAAGUGUCUGUUCGUUUGUUGUCUGCAUUCUUCUGAGAACUGACAAUUUCCUUAUAGCACCUUGCCGUGACGCUUCUUAUGCAACUCUUAACCGGCACCUCAACCGCCGCAACCUUUGUGAUCUGCCACCGCCCAGGCAGCCAGUAAUCUGGUCAGAUGUCUCAGUGCGGGCGGUGCUGUGGCUGUCUUGCAGCCGAUGGUUGAACAUGUCGGGCCGGCGGCAUGUUUUGGCAUCUACGCUGGCAUUGUGUUUCUGUGUUUCCCGCUCGCUUGGAUCGUGCAGAGGUUUGGAGUCGCGUGGAGGGUGGCUAAUUCCGACAAGCAAGAGUAAGUAG